UAAAAAUCCUUCAUUCCCAGUCCAGCAUGAUUGAUUUAUUUUUCUAAGUUGCAAAUAUUUGGGACUGUAAAAUUCCUUUACCUGAUGUCUUUAUUCGACACUGCAGUGUUUAAUUCCACCCUUUACGAGGCAUUGUACCUUCAAAUAAGUGAUACAUUAACAUUAGCUCUAGAAUUUAUAGAAUCUUGUGUUACUGCUUUGCCCAUUGAAAAUCUUCCUAAUACUGUUGUAAACCUAUCAGAAUUAUCUUUUUACGAGGAAAUAGCUAGUGUUUUAUAUUUUAAUGAGUUUCAGUUCUUACUGUUAAAAACUUUUUUCUUAAUACUUCUUUUCACUCUUCUAUUGAUUUUUAUUUCGUGGCGAGUUUACGGAAAACGAAUAUCAGAACGGUUUAUGAAACCGGCAACCUCAGCUACAAUUGAACAAUUAAAAGAAAGUGUUUCUAAAUUGAAGUUACCUAAAGAACACACUCCACGAAUAUAAACCAGUAUGGCAGAGAAGUUCAAGAAAUUCUUUCAAAAAAAGAAGGCAGAUGCGAAGUUCAAACUUGCAGGCCCUGGGUACAAGCUAAGUGAAUCAAAUAUAAGUAGUCAGAGUUCUAAUAGUUCAAAGAAAGAUGUUCCUGUGGUGCCCAGAGCUGGUUUGUCAGAAGAGAGUAAGAUUGCAGCAGAAGCUGCUUUAGCUAGAUUACAAAAGAAGAGAGAGAAUCCAGCAUUUAAUACUUCUUUAGCUGCUAUCCAGGCACAAGUAAAGAAAGAAAUGGAGAAUGAAAGGGUAGCUACAACUUCCACUGCAGCUUCUUCAUCAGCUAAUACUGAACAAGAAAAAUCCGAGACUCAGUUGGAUUUGCCGAAGAACUAUGCUGCAAGUGGAGUAUUCUUCAAGUGUCCUCUAAUAAGUAAUGACAUUCUACCUCGUGAUGAAUGGAAAUUGAACAUAAAGAAGUUCCUUUAUGAGCAACUAGUGGAAGAAAGGGGACUAACUGCUUGUCUCUUGAUACAGUCAUGUAACAAUAACAGAGAGAAGGUUGAUACUUGCGUAGAAACACUUUGCAAAUAUCUAGAAAACAUCAUUAAUCACCCAGACGAUGAAAAAUAUCAGAAAAUAAGAAUGAGUAACAGGGCAUUCUGUGAACGUGUUCAACCAAUAGAAGGUGCAAUGGACCUUUUGAUAGCAGCUGGAUUCACAGAAACGAAAUUAAAGAAUCCAGAAGGAGUUGAUGAAGACUAUCUAGUUUUCAACAAAGACAAUGUUGAAUCAAUUGAAAGUCUGGUAACACUAAUAGAUGCUCUUCGUACUGCGGAGCCGAUUCAACUAGAAUUAGACAGAAACCUACAAGUAUUAUUGCCUUCACAAGCUGCGGCUAAAGUCCAACUACCCGCAUCUUUCUACGCACUCACGCCGGAGGAGAUGAAGAGAGAGGCACAAUUAAGGGCUGAAGCAAUAGAAAAGAGUCAGAUGCUACGAACAAAAGCAAUGAGAGAAAAGGACGAGCUGAGGGAAAUGCGCAAAUACAAGUUUGCCAUCAUUAGGAUACGUUUCCCUGACGGUAUAUUGCUACAGGGAACGUUCUCGGUAUACGAAAGAUAUUUAGAAAUCCACGAAUUCGUCCGAGAGAACCUCGAGCACAGCGAUCUACCUUUCGUUCUCAACACUCCAACAGGACACAAGUUGAUACUAGACGAAGACGCGGAUAAAACCCUUAUUGGUCUUAAACUAGUACCAGCGACAGUGCUCACAUUCGCUUGGCACCCGUCCGUGGCAGAAGAGAUCAAUAAAAGUCCUAAUAAAGACGUUUUCUUGAAGCCGGAAGUCAUGAUAUUAGUGCAGGAAGUUUAAAACUGACUUAUUAAUUGUAUAGAAACGGCGGGUGCUUCUAAUACUGUAUUAAACUGUUUGACGGUAAGUAUAUUUUUGGAUUGGAGAGGCAUAUAGUUAUGAACUUAAUUCGAAAUCUAUAGAACACAUGCUGUCCUUUUCUUGCAGCGGCAAUUUUGAAUCGCACCUUCAUUUCUAAAUGUUAAAGUUAUUUAGACUGUUUAGUUUAACAAAGUAAUGCAACAGUAUACUUACAUGUAAGCUGCGAAAAACAAUAGGAAAUAUUUAAAAUAUCAUUAUAGAUACGGGCGUAUUCAGGGUAUGAAACAGAAUCGACUUUUAGCGUCAACAGCAAACCGACCUCAGUACGCCCAUGUUUAUAAAAUUCAAUAAUAAUUAAAGAAUAUUUAAACGAUAUAAUUAAACGAUCAGAUGUCUUCAUAAGUUAAAUAUUUACUUUGUUACUUAUGCCACGUUCGCACGCUUGCCACUUUUAAGUUAAAAC
Messenger RNA from Diatraea saccharalis (sugarcane borer), 2323 nucleotides. NCBI's taxonomy places the organism in Eukaryota, Metazoa, Arthropoda, Insecta, Lepidoptera, Crambidae. The record is from the annotation of a GenBank genome assembly.